Molecule: messenger RNA, 1443 nt
Organism: Dicentrarchus labrax (European seabass)
Lineage: Eukaryota; Metazoa; Chordata; Actinopteri; Moronidae
Gene: snx10a
Product: sorting nexin 10a
Exons: 7
Coding region: 330-986 (218 amino acids)
Biological process (GO): intracellular protein transport
Molecular function (GO): phosphatidylinositol binding
Source: RefSeq, a predicted model, not a curated record
ACCAAGUGAAUUGGGGACAGGUGCGCGUUGAGGACACAGCUGUGACGUCUCUUGCGAGCGGGAUAUCGUUGUCCCUCCGUCGAACAACUUAAAAUUAUUAUUUUACAGACUUUUAUUUGGUGUAUAUUUUUACAACGAUGUGGCCUUCCCGCAGCGGAAAAGACGUGAUCAAACACAGAGGGUGAGGUCCCACUGAGUGGUCAACAGUUCGUUUUAGUUGAGUCCAGGCAGGGCUGAGCCUCAAGCCACUCCACUGAGCUGCUCCUGUUGUUCACAAACACCGGAUUACUGCUCGGCAAGUAAAAAGAGGGAAGGUUUUUGUACCCACUAUGGACAGUAUGCUAGACAACCUGUCAAAAACUGAGUUUAUCAGCAUUUGUGUUCGGGAUCCAAGGCUUGUUAAAGACGACCUCUGGCAUGCACACGUCGACUAUGAGAUCUAUUUACAUACCAAUAGCAUGUGUUUUCGAAAGAAGACCUCCUGUGUAAGGCGCCGUUACAGUGAGUUUGUUUGGCUGCGUCACUGUCUGGAACAGAAUGCUCUCAUCAUAGAAUUACCCAAGUUGCCGCCCUGGAACCCCUUCUUCAGUCUAAGGAACAAAGAGCAGGUCUCACAAAGGAUGAAGGGCAUGCAGGAAUUUUUAGAAAAUGUUCUUCAAGCACCUUUGUCGUUAUCAGACAGUCGACUCCAUCUGUUCCUCCAGUCAAACCUCAGCAUCACAAAGAUCGAAAGGUGUGCUCGUGGUAAGACCAGGUACACAGUGGCUGAAGCCAUCCAGCGUUCCAACAGCGGUUACAUCGGUAGAUUAGAGGACAAAGCCUGCUGUGACUCUGACUGUGAAAGAAGCUCUUCAUCGUCGGGUUUGGGAGUAAGCGUGGACACUACAUUGCACAGAAGCUCCCUCCGCUUCUUUGAGUCCUCUGACCGAGACCCUGAGCUGUUGAAUUGUCUUUCAGAAUCCCAAACUCCACUGAUUGCGCCCUGAUGCCCUGUACAUAUACUUGACCGCCUUCGCCUCUGUUUGGUCAUCAGUGUAUCAGCUUGUUUGUGAUACUCCAUGGAGCUCUUGCUUUUCUUAUCUUUCAAAGGGCUAAAAGCUUUGUUUUACUUUUGUUAACUUCAUAAACUCCCUUUGACAUUGUUUUAAAUAUAAUUGCUUUAUAUCAUGGUCAUUUAAUUUGGUGUGUAUUUGGGGAAAAAAACAACAACCCUGUUUUAAAAAAUGUAUAGUAAACCUACAUUUAUAAUGUUGAAUUCUUAAAUAUCUCCUAUGUAUAUUUUUAUUUGCACUGAAGCUGUACUGAGGUUAGUAAGGGAUGUUUUGAAUUGUAGACAGGGUGUUUUUUUUUUUUUUUUUUUUUUUUUUUUAGAAAAAUAUUUGAAAAUACUUUUAUGACUUGUUAAUGGAUGAAUAAAUUGUCUUUUUUGAAGAAAAAAAACAA